This is a messenger RNA of Microcebus murinus (gray mouse lemur), 2316 nucleotides long. RefSeq names its product bombesin receptor subtype 3 (gene BRS3). Gene Ontology annotation, molecular function: bombesin receptor activity. Gene Ontology annotation, cellular component: plasma membrane. Gene Ontology annotation, biological process: bombesin receptor signaling pathway. NCBI's taxonomy places the organism in Eukaryota, Metazoa, Chordata, Mammalia, Primates, Cheirogaleidae. The record is from RefSeq and is a predicted model, not a curated record.
GAGUAUCCGGAUGUCUUGGAUUUUCUUUCCAUUCUGUUCAGUUCUGUGCUCCCAAUACCAUCUCAUCUACAUUACUAGACGUAGGCAUUAGACGUGACAAUCAACUGCAUUUGAACUGAGCAGAAGAAAUAUUAAAGACACAGUCUUCAGAAGAAAUGUCUCAAAGGCAGCCUCAUUCACCUAAUGAGACUUUGAUUUCAAUCACAAAUGACACAGAAUCAUCAAGCUCUGUGGUUUCUAACGAUACCACAAAUAAAGGACAAACCGGGAACAACUCUCCAGGAAUAGAAGCAUUGUGUGCCAUCUAUAUCACUUAUGCUGUGAUCAUUUCAGUGGGCAUCCUUGGAAAUGCUAUUCUCAUCAAAGUCUUUUUCAAGACCAAAUCCAUGCAAACAGUUCCAAAUAUUUUCAUCACAAGCCUGGCUUUUGGAGAUCUUUUACUUCUGCUAACUUGUGUGCCGGUAGAUGCAACCCACUACCUUGCAAAAGGAUGGCUGUUCGGAAGAAUUGGAUGUAAGGUGCUUUCUUUCAUCCGGCUCACUUCUGUUGGUGUAUCAGUGUUCACGUUAACAAUUCUCAGCGCUGACAGAUAUAAGGCAGUUGUGAAGCCACUUGAGCGACAGCCCUCCAAUGCCAUCCUGAAAACUUGUGCAAAAGCCGGCUGCAUCUGGAUCGUGUCUAUGAUAUUUGCUCUGCCAGAGGCUAUAUUUUCAAAUGUGUAUACUUUCCGAGAUCCUGAGAAAAACACAACAUUUGAAUCGUGUACCUCUUAUCCUGUCUCUGAGAAGCUCCUGCAAGAAAUACAUUCUCUGCUGUGCUUCUUAGUGUUCUACAUUAUUCCACUCUCUAUUAUCUCUGUCUAUUAUUCUUUGAUUGCUAGGACUCUUUACAAAAGCACCUUGAACAUACCUACCGAGGAACAAAGCCAUGCUCGCAAGCAGAUUGAAUCCCGGAAGAGAAUUGCCAAAACGGUCUUGGUGUUGGUGGCUCUGUUUGCUGUCUGCUGGUUGCCAAAUCACCUCCUGUACCUCUACCACUCUUUCACUUACCAAACCUAUGUAGACCCCUCUGCAGUGCAUUUUGUUGUCACCAUUUUGUCUCGUGUUCUGGCUUUCAGUAAUUCUUGUGUAAACCCCUUUGCUCUCUACUGGCUGAGCAAAACCUUCCAGAAGCAUUUUAAAGCUCAGCUGUGCUGUUGCAAGGCAGAGAUGCCUGAGCCUCCUUCUGCUGACACCCCUCUUAACAACCUGGCUGUGAUGGGAAGGGUCCCGGGCGCCGGGAGCACACAGGUGUCUGACAUUAGUGUGACCUUGUUCACUGGGUGUAGUGUGAAGAAGGAAGAGGACAGGGUCUAGCUUUUCAGUCAAAACUGGUAUUUUUCCUCCCAACGUGUGUAUCCAACUCUAAAUUGUGCAUAGGUGUGUGGUGUCUGGAUUUUUGUUGUUUGUGAACUGUGUUGAAAUCUUAGGAGAGAAGGAUCCCUGUAGGUAAAAGACAAACUCUGAUUUUCUUCAAAAUACAAACAGUAAUGUUACUGGGCUUUCUAAAUAAGAUGAAGCCCCACCGAGUGUAGAAAGACAAGUUUGUCUAUGCCAGUGAAUUGUAAGGGAGGUUGAACAGAGAAGGUAAAAUAAACUAGAUGAAACUUUAAAAUCUAAUUUGUUUUCAUCGUAUUUAUAAUGCUUCCAACUUCUCAUAUGCUCAUGUGAUUGGCAUAAAAUUGUGUUUGUGUUUGUUAUGUGGUGUAAAUCUAGAGAUUAUACUUUGUGAAAAGGGGAUCAAAAAGAGAAAAAAUCUCUUAUGCAGUUUUCUUUAAAAAUAAACCUUCACAGAAUGACUGCCCCUUUCCAUUAAUUUCUAUUCCAUUGUAACUAAAUCUGUGCAAAACGGUUUGGGGUCAGUAAGCAUACAGUAGUAAGGACCUGGAGCAGAGUGCUUGCCUUACUUGGGCCAACACUUACUGACUUAAUGUUCUACUUACAGCUGCCAUUGAUUAAUGACCGGGCAAAGUUAUUGUUCACAAAUAUUGUAAAGAACUUGCCCUAUUCACAGGCAGAAUAAGUGGCCCUGGUAUCAUUUGAGAGUUCCAGAGGACCCCUGUUGGAAAAAUCUAUGAACUUGCCAGCAUCUGAAAUGCUUCUUUUAAGGAAAUUCAUUUCUUUUUGGUAAGCAGUGCCCUCUUUCUAAAAACAUGCAGAAGUACCACAUGAAAUCCCUAACACCUGGUGUGCAAUUGUUAUCAAACCAUCUUCUUGCUUGAUGGGUGGGUAAAUCCUAUCAGUAUGACCUAAUUAAUCUCUGCCCAUGGAAAUCAGA